AUGGAAGAAGCUCUAAGGGCUGAUCUGUUGACAAUAACUCGUUCACUAACGCCAAGGGGUGUUGAUGAGCGCAAACAUUGUCGAUAUCAUCAAAACAUGGGACAUACCACGGAGGACUGCAUAACCUUGAAAGAUAAGUUAGAAAGUCUAGUGCAGGCUGGGCAUCUGAGGGAGUUUGUCUGCUCGGGAGGCCGUCCUCCCCGAAGGAAUAACCUAGAUCGGGGAAAGCCUCCACCGACCGAGCAACGUAGCAGAAGCAGGAACAGAGAAAGACCAUUACGUGGGGUUAUUAACAUGAUCUCUAGAGGGUUUGCCGGCGGGGGCCCAUCUUUUGCAGUGCGGAAACGACAUUUGAGAAACCUUCAUAGAGUUAAUCAGGCUGAACUAGCACGCAGGUCCAUGCUGCCCAUAACUUUUUCAGAUGAAGACUUUCAUGCACCUGAUCCUAAUCAGAAUGAUCCCAUGGUAAUAAUAGUUAUAAUCGCUUGGUACGGUGUGGGCAAGGUCCUUGUAGAUCAGGGAAGUUCGACAAAUAUCCUGUAUUGGAAGACGUUUGAGUAG
Messenger RNA from Vigna radiata var. radiata (mung bean), 561 nucleotides. RefSeq lists its product as uncharacterized. Bases 1 to 561 code for a protein of 186 amino acids. The record is from RefSeq and is a predicted model, not a curated record. NCBI's taxonomy places the organism in Eukaryota, Viridiplantae, Streptophyta, Magnoliopsida, Fabales, Fabaceae. The transcript is spliced from 2 exons.